GAAUGCCAAGAAGGAUUUUAUCUUACCAGCUCAGGAAAAUGCUCUCCUUGCAACUGUAAUGGUAAUGCCAACGGAUGCCUUGAUGGAUCUGGAAUCUGUGUGGACUGCCAGAGAAACACAACAGGACAACACUGUGAGCAAUGUCCAGACGGCUUCAUUGGUGACGUUGUCAGAGGAGUGCCCACGUUCUGCCAGCCCUGCCCCUGCCCCCUGCCGGCACUUGCCAACUUUGCAGUCUCCUGCUACAGAAAAAGUGGAAGCGUGCGCUGUGUCUGUAAGGAAAACUAUGCAGGACCCAACUGUGAAAGGUGUGCCCCCGGUUACUAUGGGAACCCUUUGCUAAUUGGAAGCACUUGUAAAAAAUGCGACUGCAGUGGCAACUCAGACCCGAACCUCAUUUUUGAAGACUGUGAUGAAGUGACUGGCCAGUGCCGCAACUGCCUGCGCAACACCACCGGCUUCAAGUGCGAACGAUGCGCUCCCGGUUACUAUGGGGAUGCCAGAUUUGCUAAAAACUGCACAGAAUGUAACUGUGGAGGGAGAAUGUGUGACAGCCAGACUGGAGAAUGCCUCGCAGACAGUCCUGAAGUUUCUACUGACACAGACUGCCCAACCAUCAGCUGCGAUAAAUGUAUUUGGGAUUUGACAGAUGACAUCCGAUUGGCAGUUCUGGCUAUCGAUGAAAGCAAAUCAACUAUACUGAGCAUUUCUACAGGUGUUGCAGCUCAAAAGCGCUUGAAUGACCUGAACUUGACCACCACCCAUCUCCAGGCAGCAAUGUCUCAAAAAAAGAACCAUGCUGAGCUUUGGACCAUCCAGGUUGAUGAUGCUGCAGAUGAAAUGAAUGAUCUCCUGAGAGAAGCAGCAACACUUGACGAACAGGGAAAUGAAGCAUCCAGCAGAGGCCUACUGGUACAGAAGGAAACCAUGGAGACCAACAACCGUGCUACUCAGCUUGUGCAGCAGCUCAGUAAUAUGAGGGAUAACAUUCAAGAAAUCAGCAGCAAGAUGAAAUACUACGCAGUUCAACAAGAGCUGAGCCCUGAGGAAAUUGCCCAAAAGCAGAGCAUGGCUGAGGAGAUGCUGAAGGAGAUCCAACGCCGUAAGCCGUUCACCAACGAGAGGCAACGUGCAGAUGAAGAGGAAAACGCAGCAGAGGAGCUGCUACAGCAAGUUGAAGAGUUUCAUGAGAGGUACAAUGACACGAGAUCUCUAGUAUCCGACGUGCUCGAGCAGCUCAGCGACCAGGACAUGAAGCUGUCAGACCUGGAGGAGGCAUUAGACCAGGCGUUUGCCUAUGUUAUACAAACAGAGGAUAUAAAUAAGGAAAACACAGCCGGUCUUCAAAGGCGGGAGAAACAACAAGAGAAAAUAAACAAUCAAAUAGAUGAAGUGAAUGGCAUUCUGCUAAGUGCCACAACUAUUUUGGCAGGACCACAAAGGGUCAACUCUGAGUUAAGUGAGGUAAUAAAGAAUGUGUCAGGGUUCUAUGCAGAAAUAGAUGGAGCAAAAAAGGAAUUGCAAGAAAAACUAGCCAAUCUGUCUCUGUUUGAUGAAGAUUUGGUAGAAAAGGCUAUGCAUCAUGCACACAACCUAAGAAGACUUGCUGAUGAGCUGGACCGGAAUCUGUAUGGUAUUGAUACAAAUGGUUUGGUACAAAGGGCAAUAAAUGCUUCAAAUGUGUAUGACAACAUUGUUGGCUACAUUGAAGAAGCUAAUACAGCUGCACUGCUGGCACUGAACACAACAAACCGGGUCAAUGAUGCUGCAGUUGGAAUCGAUACUCAAAUCAUUUAUCAUAAAGGUAAAAGCGAAGGACUUCUCAACCAAGCCAUGGAGCUACAGCGGACAGCAGAUGACAGUAACAAUUUAGCCAUUGCAGACACUAGCCGGCAUGUUAAUGGCACUCUUGCCAGAAUGAAUGCUCUGCGAAUCCAACUGAUGAGAGCCAUCACAAAAAUGCAAUCUGCAGAGCCAGUGGAGGCCAGAGAGCGUUUGGAGCAAGCUAAACAGAAGACUGAAGAGGCCUUAAGUGCUACCGUGACAGUAACACAGGCUACAACCCCCAUGGAUGAGAAUGUGAGGUUGUGGUCUCAAAACCUGCAAGACUUCCAGCACAACUCAGCAGCAUAUGACAGCGCUGUCCAUUCAGCUGGGGAUGCAGUGAAGAAACUUACAGAAGUCUUCCCUCAACUCCUGGACAAAUUGCACAGAGUAGAACAGAAGGCACCAGCAAAUAAUAUUUCUUCCAGCAUUCAGCGGAUCAGAGAGUUAAUUGCUCAAACCAGGAGUGUAGCAAGCAAGGUCCAAGUUUCCAUGAUGUUUGGAGGCCAAUCAGCUGUUGAAGUCAAUCCAAAGAUCAACAUGGAGGAACUCAAAUCUUUCACUUCAAUGAGCUUGUACAUAAAGAUUCAGAAAGACAACCCACAACUGGCAGCAUCUCCAGACAGAUUUAUUUUGUACCUUGGAAACAAAAAUGCGAAAAAUUACAUUGGUCUUGCGAUCAAAAAUGACAACCUUGUGUACAUCUAUAAUCUGGAGGGACAAGAAGUGGAGGUACCUCUGGAUGCCAAGCCAGUCAGCACCUGGCCUUCUUACUUCAGCAUCAUCAAAAUUGAAAGGAUUGGAAGACACGGCAAAAUGUUUUUAACUCUGCCCAGUCUUAGUAGCACAGCUGAAGAAAAAUUCAUCAAAAAGGGAGAGGUUCUUGGUCCUGGCUCUCUCCUGAAUUUGGAACCUGACAAUGCUGUCUUCUAUGUUGGUGGUGUGCCUCCAGACUUCAAG
Molecule: messenger RNA, 2784 nt
Organism: Merops nubicus (carmine bee-eater)
Lineage: Eukaryota; Metazoa; Chordata; Aves; Coraciiformes; Meropidae
Product: laminin subunit alpha-4-like
Exons: 20
Biological process (GO): regulation of embryonic development; basement membrane assembly; cell migration
Cellular component (GO): laminin trimer
Molecular function (GO): integrin binding; extracellular matrix structural constituent
Source: RefSeq, a predicted model, not a curated record